UCGGGUACCUAACUAGAAACUGCACUCAAAUAACAAUUCGAAAGUGAUGCAAAAGACGACUAUUAAUAAUUUAGAAACCAUUUUAAUUCACACCCCUUAAAAGUUUAAUUAGAUUUAAGUAUUUUGAUCAUAGUUGCUACUGUUGGACUAUAAAAUGUUAUCGCAGAUAUUUAUUAUUACUUUGAUUGUUGGGAUCGCUAGCGCCGCGACAACAUUAGGUCGGCCUCCUCCAAAACCCGCAGCAUUAGCUGAUAAAGAAGGCUGUUACAUUAAGGAAAUAAAGGACGUUAUUCCAUUCGGUGAAUCAGUAGCUCCUCUUGGUAGUUGUCACAGGAUCUAUUGUGGAAGGAUGUUGGCCUAUGCAUCAUGCAGCACAGUUGCGACUGAUGAUCCCACGUGCCAUUUGACUGAUGAGGACCUGAGCAAACCCUACCCACACUGCUGUCCUCACCUUAAGUGUGACGCUCACGUCGACUUAAUUCCUUUGAUUGGAACACAUUAAAUAAGUAAUAUCAAAAAAUGUACUUAAUUAAACAUGAGUAUUUGCCUGCCUUAAUUUCA
Spodoptera litura is the source of this 561-nucleotide messenger RNA. Its product is annotated as U-megalopygitoxin(1)-Mo1-like. Lineage: Eukaryota; Metazoa; Arthropoda; Insecta; Lepidoptera; Noctuidae. The record is from RefSeq and is a predicted model, not a curated record.